UAAACCAAUUAAUAUAUUACAUAAACUAAUCAAAAAUGCAACACAUAUGACAUACUAUAUAUUUAUGUUAUUGUGUUUUUGUUUUCAUUCUCUACUGGUAUUGGCGAAUUAUAUUUGAUCCAAACAGACCGUGUCUGUGAUUCGUCAUCUACGGUUAUAUACACGAAUAAACGGGUCGGAAGUUGUCAUGGACGUAUCCGAAAUUUCCCCGGAAGAUCUUCCUCAAUACAGAGACGAUUUUUCACGUGACGAUUUUAAUGGUUACCUUAGCGACAUAAUCUCGAUGCAUAGAAUAGUGGAUGAUUACAGACCGGAUAUAUGCAAGGACCUGAGGUAUCCAAAAGUUUUACCGGAAAUAGGCGUUGUGAUACCCUUUAAGGACGAACAUUUGAGCGUUCUACUACGUACCGUAUAUAGUAUUCUUUACAACACACCGGCACAUAUAGUCAAAGAAAUUGUCCUGGUGGACGAUGGAUCGGAAAACAGUGAGCUAAAAUCUACUCUUGACAUAUACCUGGAAAACAUGGAAAAGGUUCGAGUCAUCAGGCUGCGGAAAUCUGUUGGUUUGAUGAUGGCUCGUCAGGCAGGGAUAAACAGUAUUGACGCCGAAUAUUUCGUGUGUUUAGACUGCCACAUGGAAGUUUUACCGGGGUGGAUAGAGCCGUUGCUAAGUCGUCUGCUAGAGGAGCCGAAAGCUCUCCUGUGUUCCAAUGUCGGAUCCAUUGAUCGUCUUACAUUCAAACUACAUCAUGCUGAACUUCCACAAAUACGAUACUUUUUCCCGUUCCUUAUAUUUAACCUGGAUGCCUCCACGGGAAAGUAUAAACAAUCUUUCGUCGAAUCUAGAACCAAUGAUACUGAGCCAUUCCCGUUUGGGAUCAUUCAAGGUAUGAUGGUUGUGAUGAGGAAGUCUUGGUUCAUGCAGCUGGGCGGGGUUCGAUUUCUGGAUGAAGAUAUGGGGUAGUGAGCAGAUAGAACUGUCCAUUAAGGU
Molecule: messenger RNA, 991 nt
Organism: Ruditapes philippinarum (Manila clam)
Lineage: Eukaryota; Metazoa; Mollusca; Bivalvia; Venerida; Veneridae
Product: polypeptide N-acetylgalactosaminyltransferase 4-like
Exons: 6
Coding region: 188-964 (258 amino acids)
Cellular component (GO): Golgi apparatus
Source: RefSeq, a predicted model, not a curated record